Molecule: messenger RNA, 2504 nt
Organism: Acomys russatus (golden spiny mouse)
Lineage: Eukaryota; Metazoa; Chordata; Mammalia; Rodentia; Muridae
Gene: Tmem164
Product: transmembrane protein 164
Exons: 7
Coding region: 405-1298 (297 amino acids)
Source: RefSeq, a predicted model, not a curated record
GGAGGAGCCGUGAGCGGCGGCGGUGGCGGCUGCUGCUGCUGCUGCCGCCUGGGGAGCCCAGCCGAGUGCUGCCUGGGGCUGCCGGGAGAAGGAGCGAUCGGUUGAGCCCUGGCGGCGGGGCCGAGCAGCGGAUUGGCCAACGGCUCCUUUCAACCCUGCCUCGUUGGUGGCCACUGGAGAAUCGCGGGGGGCUCCCCAGACAGCCGUGGGGACAAGUUAGAGCCAGCACUUAACCCCCGGGCUUCGCGUGUAGCUUUCCCUUCCCGGUUCUAGGUGCCCCAGUGUCCAGAGGGGUGUGCGGGUGUGCCCUCCUUACUUGUUCCACCGCCCGGGCAGCCCUUCGGUCUAGUGUUCCAUCUCGCUCUUGCUUCCUGUACCAUAGUCAAGUGGAGCCACUUUGCAUCAUGUCCCGGUAUAGCUACCAAAGUCUCCUGGACUGGCUCUAUGGGGGCGUCGACCCCAGUUUUGCAGGCAAUGGGGGCCCCGACUGUGCUGCCUUCCUGUCUUGGCAGCAGCGGCUGCUGGAAAGUGUGGUGGUCCUGACCCUGGCCCUGUUGGAGAUCCUGGUGGCCCUGCGGCACAUCCUGAGGCAGAAGGAGGACGGUAGGGGUGGCCAUGGCAGCCAGCCACAGCAGGUGACCCAGCGGCCAAAGAGAGAGAGGAAGGAGAGCCUGAGCAAGAAUCUGCUCUUAGUAGCCCUGUGCCUGAUCUUCGGGGUGGAGGUGGGCUUUAAGUUCGCCACCAAGACCGUCAUCUACCUGCUCAACCCUUGUCACCUGGUCACCAUGAUGCAUAUCUUCCUCCUGGCCUGGCCUCCAUGUCCGGGAGCUAUCGUCAUCUUCAAGUUACAGAUGCACAUGCUGAAUGGAGCUCUUCUGGCAUUGUUGUUUCCUGUGGUAAAUACCCGGCUGCUCCCCUUUGAACUGGAGAUUUACUACAUCCAGCAUAUUAUGCUCUACGUGGUCCCCAUCUACCUGCUUAGAAAAGGAGGUGCUUACACCCCAGAGCCCCUCAGCAGUUUCCAGUGGGCUCUUCUCUCAACGGGCCUCAUGUUCUUUUACCACUUCAGCGUCCUGCAGAUCCUCGGCCUGGUCACCGAAGUGAAUUUGAACAACAUGCUGUGUCCGGCCAUCUCAGACCCAUUCUACGGCCCCUGGUAUCGCAUCUGGGCCUCGGGACACCAGACUCUCAUGACCAUGACCCACGGGAAGCUGGUCAUCCUGUUCUCAUACAUGGCUGGGCCCUUGUGUAAAUAUCUGCUGGAUUUGCUCCGGCUUCCAGCCAAGAAAAUAGACUGAAGGUGCUUGGAUUUUUGUUUUGUUUUAUUUUGUUUUGUUUUUGUUUUGUUUUUGUUUUUGUUUUUGUUUUGUUUCUCCCCGAGGAAGCGAGUCCUGCCUUGACCCAGAGAACACCCAGUUCUUGACGAAAUCACUGGAGAGGGCAAAUAGGAUCCUUGGUCCAGUUCCUUUUUUCCCCCUUCUCUCUGUCCCUUUCUUCUACUCUUGCCUCCCCAGUUCCUCCCUGUGUAUGACUCUUUGUGCCCAGGGAAAGUGCUGGAGGCUGGAGCUUACUUUAUUUCCUCCUCUGGGCUCUGGGUCCCUACUGUGCCCACUCCCUCUGUGUGGCCUUACCCAGGGGAAUGAUAGCCAGUCAGUGGCCCCUUUCACAGUGCUUCUUGGCGCUUUUAACAACAGUUAGUUGAGGAAGCAGGGAACAACAAGCCGUAGUUCUUCCAGCACCCCAGCAAUGACAUAGUGUUGGGUUCAUUUCUCCACUGCCAGGGACCUCCAGGCUCAUGCUGGGAUCCCCUUUAAUCUCCAGCAUAGCCCCCACCAGAAGGGGACCAAGGCCUUGUUUCUAUACCAGCCGUAAGCCCAGAACCAAGGGACUUCCCAGGUCACAGCCAAAAGAGAUUCUUCCAGUGACUGGUGUCCCAUGACUCAAAGCAGGGAGCCACCCAGCCACUCCUUCUAGGGUGCUGCCUGGGAUGGACGGUGAUAGCAAUGUGCAGCCCAAGGGGCAAGAUUCUCUAAGAGAGGUGUCAGAGAGAUCUGUUGCCACAGUGACUCUGAAGGAAGAAGGUAAAGGUGUCCACAGUACCAGGCAGGACUUCUCCCCGCCCCUCCCCCCAAAGAAAGCUAUGAAAGCUGAGAUCAGAUCCACAUCCCAGUCUGAAGCAAGCACAGAAAGUCAAAAAAUCAACUAAGUUGAGUGGCAACUUGAGAAAGCCAUGAUCGGAAUCACUCUCUAUGUCACAUGGAUAAUAGGCAGCCGCCUCGUCUCAGCUGCCCCUUGAAUCAUCCUCAUUGUCUGGUCUAUGUGUCUGUCUGGUCCUCUUUGUCUGAGGCAGCUUCAUGGAGGAGCAAGCUUGAGUUGGGGCUUGGGUGCUGUUUGAUUGUCUGUCUUUUGGAUGUCUGAAAUAGGAGAACCCUUGUAUUUCGGGAAGGUACUCUAGAGCCAUUCCUGGCACAUAGAGGACAUGCCCAUGGCUCCUGAAGGCAGUU